AAUAUACCGGUAUAAUCAGCGGAAACCUGGCAGUAGUUUUGAGAGUUCCAAAUGAUUAUAUCAUCGGUUCAUGUGCGACAGAUCUCUCAAUGUGGUUAUUCUCGAAGAGUCGGAGUGAUUGCGGCAAUGCAGAAUUCUUCUAU
Messenger RNA from Acaulospora morrowiae, 143 nucleotides. Lineage: Eukaryota; Fungi; Glomeromycota; Glomeromycetes; Diversisporales; Acaulosporaceae. The record is from the annotation of a GenBank genome assembly.